Molecule: messenger RNA, 3327 nt
Organism: Cololabis saira (Pacific saury)
Lineage: Eukaryota; Metazoa; Chordata; Actinopteri; Beloniformes; Belonidae
Gene: arhgef7a
Product: Rho guanine nucleotide exchange factor (GEF) 7a
Exons: 21
Coding region: 222-2630 (802 amino acids)
Biological process (GO): intracellular signal transduction
Molecular function (GO): guanyl-nucleotide exchange factor activity; protein binding
Source: RefSeq, a predicted model, not a curated record
UCAGGGGAGGAAACCAAACCUCGCUGAGCUGACUUCCACCAGGCGCUCCUCGUCAUCACCAUCCGCAUCCAGCAGAGGUACAGCCUCCAUCCCUCCAUCCCUCCAUCCAUCCUCCCGCAUCCUCGCUUCCAGCCUCGGAGGGAUUAAUCAUGUUUGUCUGAAGCCAGGGCUUCAGAUACCGAACACCCGCCUCUUUUGUUGAGCAGGAAACCUGCUUGGCCAUGAAUUCCGCGGAGCAGACGGUGACAUGGCUGAUCACGCUCGGCGUGCUGGAGUCGCCCAAGAAAAGCAUCUCCGACCCCGAGGCGUUCCUGCAGAGCUCCCUGAAGGACGGGGUGGUGCUGUGCCGGCUGCUGGAGCGGCUCAGCCCGGGCUGCACGGAGAAGGUCCACCCGGAGCCCCGCACCGACGCCGAGUGUCUCAGCAACAUCAAGGAGUUUCUGCGCGGCUGCGCGGCGUUCAGAGUCGAGCCCUUUGAAGCCGGAGAUCUGCUGCUGGGCCAGAACUUCUCCAAGGUGCUGAGCAGCCUGGUGACGCUGAACAAAGUGACUGCAGACAUCGGCGUGGGCAGCGAUUCGGUCUGCGCCCGCCACUCCUCCGCCCUCCGCAUCAAGUCCUUCGAGUCGCUGUCCUCGCAGGCUUCUCUGGGCCGCUCCUCCAAGCUGCUGCAGAACCAGUUCCGCAGUCUGGAAAUGUCAGAAAACAGCGGGCUGCAGCUGCUGGUCAAGGCGCGUUUCAACUUCCAGCAGACCAACGAUGAUGAGCUCACCUUCGCCAAGGGAGACCUCAUCAGCGUGACGCGCCAGGAGGACGGCGGCUGGUGGGAGGGAGCGCUGGGCGGCCGGACCGGCUGGUUCCCCAGCAACUAUGUCCGCGAGGUCAAAGGCUCCGAUAAACAAGUUUCUCCCAAGUCCGGCACCCUCAAGAGCCCGCCCAAAGGCUUUGACACCUCAGCGAUCAGCAAGACGUACUACAACUUGGUGUUGCAGAACAUUUUAGAGACGGAGACAGAAUAUUCCAAGGACCUCCAGAGCCUGCUGACUAACUACCUGCGGCCUCUCCCCAACAUUGACAAGCUGAGCAGCUCGGACGCUGCUCUGAUUCUGGGGAACCUGGAGGAGAUCAGCACCUUCCAGCAGAUGCUGGUCCAGUCUUUGGAGGACUGCACCAAACUCCCUGAAAGCCAGCAGAGGGUCGGCGGCUUCUUCCUCAACCUCAUCCCGCAGAUGAAGGCGCUGUACGUGGGCUACUGCUCCAACCACCCGUCGGCCGUGAACAUGCUCACCCAGCACAGUGAGAUAUUGGGGGAGUUCAUGGAGGGCCGCGGGGCCAGCAGCCCCGGGAUCCUGACCCUGACCACCGGCCUCAGUAAACCCUUCAUGAGGCUGGACAAGUACCCCACCCUGCUCAAGGAGCUGGAGCGGCACAUGGAGGAGGGCCAUCCGGACCGGCCGGACAUCCAGAAGUGCAUGGCGUCGUUCAAGCAUCUGUCUGCUCAGUGCCAGGAGGUCCGGAAACGCAAGGAGCUGGAGCUGCAGAUCCUCAACGAGAGCAUCCGGCUGUGGGAGGGGGACGACAUCAAGACGCUGGGGUCUGUGAUCUACAUGAGCCAGGUCCUGGUGCUGAGUCCGGCCUCCGAGGAGAAGAACGAGCGCUACCUCCUGCUCUUCCCUCACGUCCUCCUCAUGCUGUCCGCCAGCCCCCGGAUGAGCGGCUUCAUCUUCCAGGGGAAACUACCGCUGGCCGGGAUGAUGGUGAGCCGGCUGGAAGACUGCGAGGCCCAUAAAAACGCCUUUGAGCUGAACGGCUCCAUGUUCGAGCGGCUGCAGGUGACGUGCCUGAGCCAGCAGGACCUGCAGGACUGGGUGGAGCACCUGUCCCGGCAGAUCAAACACGCCGCCGCCACGGCGCCGAGCCACAAGCCGCUCACCGUCCCCUGCCACACGCUGCCCUCCCACCCCGUCACCCCGUCCCGGCACGGCGAGGGCCGGGCCAUGACGGUGGCCCCCACCUACCACACCCUGCCCCACCCGUCCUCCCACGGCUCCUCCCACAGCACCCUGAUCUGGGGCCCGCUGGAGCCGCCCAACACGCCCAAGCCCUGGAGCCUGAGCUGCCUGCGGCCGGCGCCGCCGCUGCGACCCUCCGCCGCGCUCUGCUACAAAGAGGACCUCAGCAAGAGCCCCAAGAGCGUGAAGAAACUGCUGCCCAAACGCAAGCCGGAGAGGAAGCAGUCGGAGGAGGAGUUCGCCCUGAGGAAGAGCACGGCUGCGCUGGAGGAGGACGCCCAGAUCCUGAAGGUGAUCGAGGCGUACUGCACCAGCGCCAAGACCCGGCAGACCCUCAACUCCAGACCGCGGCGGGAGGCCGGGCUGCGCGUCAUCAUCCCCGGGGAGGAGAGAGUUUUCCUGGACGACCCCAGCCGCAACGGACAGAGUUCCCUGGAGGAAAAGAGCCUGGUGGACGUGGUCUACGCGCUCCGGGACGAGGUCCAGGAACUGAAACAGGAUAAUAAGAAGAUGAAGAGGUCGCUGGAGGAGGAGCAGCGGGCGAGGAAAGACCUGGAGAAGGUGGUGAGGAGGUUGUUGAAGAGCAUCAACGACCCCACGUGGGACGAGACCAACCUGUGAGGCUCGUCUUCAUCCGGCCGGAGCUUUGUAGGAGGAGGAUGUGGACUUGAUGACACGGGGAAACAAACUGAAACUAAAGCGGGAAUGCAGAAGUGAAGGCUGGUUGUGAAGGUGAAAGCAGGAGUGACGGCUCGGAGACGAGCGCCGCCGCUAGUCCUCCCUCGCUGUGACGCAACGCUUCUAUCCCUCAACGACCUUCCAGAGGACAAACAUCCGUCAUCCGUCACUCCAUCAGUCUCUGCUGGGGAAGGAGGCGGCGGGAGGAGGACAGGACCGGAGUCCAGCGGUACAUAAACGGUACAUAGGCGGUACUUGAACGGUACUUGAACGUUGUCAGCGGUCACGACCGCCGGCGACGUUCCCCACGUGAAACCUUCCAUUUCAAAACGUUUCUCAUGUUAUUUAAUUUUUUUUUAUUGAAUCAUUUUUACUGGGAUAUUUCUGACACGGGGCUGAUCUUGGUUUUUUUUUUUAGCCUGGAGUGAACUUCCUGCCAGGAAACUUUGCUUUCUUUCUUGCCGUUUUUAAGUGAUUUGCUUCUUCUCGUCUUUAAUGUUUGAUCCUUUUUUGCAGUUUGUUUUUUUUUUAUCCUCAAGCAUCCCAAGUGAUUUGUACAGACUUUGAAUGUGUUACUGUAUAAUGUAAAUACUGCUAAGACAUGAGCCUUUUCCUCCAGGGGAAAUAAAUGAGUUGUUUG